CAGGUGGAAAGCAAAGGAGAGACCCAGCUGGCGCGAGGAGAAGGGCAAAGGGGCGCCAGGAGAGCAGCUGAGGGAGCGCUUCGAACGGCUCCCUGCUUUUGAAAUCCCUUCUCAGCUGGUUAGCAGCAAGCAGUGAACCCUAACAAAAGUCUUCAGGGGUCUGGGGACCCUGGGACAAGGCUGGUAGGCCACCUGGGGUGGUCGUGUCAUCUGCUGACAUCAUCCCAGCGUUUGCUGGGUUUGCUGCAUAAGGCUGUGCUUGCUCCUGCUGGAGGUGUUAGGGGUCCUGCAGGAGUUUUAUGUUAUUCAUGCACCUGAGAAGGGGCUCGUUCUGACGGGCUGAGGUGCUUCACUUCCAGAUCUGCAGACGGCUGUGCUCUUGUGUAGCUCAAUGGCAACAAUGAACGGCCAGGCUCAUGUGAAUAACAAUGGCAUCGACGGAGGGUCUGCUGGGAGCUUCCUCAAAGGGCCUGGGCUCGGCCUGGGGCCGCGUGGCUCCAGCCUCACGCGUCAGCAGUCGAUCUACUCUCUCACGCUCGACGAGUUCCAGAACGCGUUAGGGCACGACCAGGGGAAGAGCUUUGGCAGCAUGAACAUGACGGAGUUCCUGGAAAACAUCUGGUCGGCGGAGGAGGGCGCAAUGGCACAGGGGAAGGAGACGGGGGGGCUGCUGCGGCAGGCGAGCCUUGCGAAGCAGGGCAGCAUCAACCUGCCGAGGACGCUCACUGGUAAAACGGUCGACGAGGUCUGGCGGGAUAUCCAUCAGAGCAGCAAGCCGGCAGCUCCGGCUCAGCAGGAACGGCAGAACACAUUUGGGGAGAUGACGCUGGAGGACUUCCUGAGGAAAGCGGGCGUUGUUGGGGAUGAGCUGGACAUUGCGACCGGGGGGGUGCUCAGCAGCCUUGGGGCGACCCCCCCGGUGAGCGGCGCAGGGAAUAUGCAAAGCGUGGAGGCACAAGCGAAGCAGCACCAAGCUGAGUGGAUGGAUUACCAGAUGAAGCAGCAGCAGCAGAAGCACCACCAGCAAAUGAGCCAGCUCAUGGUGCAGCAGCACUCGGCACAGCCAGGCAACCCCCAUCGUCCCCCCCCCUUGAUCAUGAAAGACCCCCCCGAGCGGAAACCGGACCUGUCGCAAAGUGAUGACCAGAGCAGCCUGGAUGAAAAGGGCGGGGGCCUGACACCAAAUAGCAUGGGGGGCCUUGGGAGCGCUCAAUCUCGGAGGGGAAAGAAGCGGCAGAUGCCGACGCUGGACGAGCAAGGCAAAACGGUAGAGCGGAAAGUGAAGAGAAUGAUCAAGAACCGGGAGUCGGCGGCACGGUCACGGGCCCGAAAGCAGGCCUACACGCAAGAUCUUGAGGAGAAGAUAGCCCGGUUAAAGGAGGAAAACGCGAUGCUGCGAAAGCAACUGGGGUCUGACGCACCCCCUCCUGAGAGCCCUACGCUGCCUAAGUUGAGGCGAACACGGACAAGUUAGUAUAGUGGGCCAAAACUGGAGUCUCAUGCAGCUCAGCCCGACUUGGUGGAUUGCAGAAACUGUACAGCUAUUGGACCGUUUUUGGAACUCAGGGAGGAGCCACCGUAAGUGUUGGACAUCCACAUAAGAUGAAAGGGCUCCUAAAAGCGGUGGUGGCAGCUUGCUCGCACCGCCGAUUUUGCAUUAUAAACGGUUUGGGAGUUUGCUCUGGAAUGGAUGCAUCGCCUGCCAUGUAAACGAUGAAACUGUCGAAAUAAGCCGGGCAAGCUGAAAGCAUCGUCCUGAAUAUGCAGAAUUAGCUAAGCUGGUGGUGAAGCUCAUUAGAAAGCUAAGUUUGGUACAUUCCCGCUAGGAGUUUGAGGGUUUGAUGUUCUCAGGUUGAUUCAUCACUUUUAUACCAGAAAUUCAGACCCGUAGCAGCUAUUGUUGCAGGGCUGAUGCCAAAGUGCUAACUUGGAUCCGUAUAUUUAAUUGCUGCUUUGUACACAAAUCGUCCGUGUGUGUAAAGUGCAUGGCCUCCGUC
This is a messenger RNA of Klebsormidium nitens, 1997 nucleotides long. Lineage: Eukaryota; Viridiplantae; Streptophyta; Klebsormidiophyceae; Klebsormidiales; Klebsormidiaceae. The record is from the annotation of a GenBank genome assembly.